Messenger RNA from Malurus melanocephalus (red-backed fairy wren), 1356 nucleotides. RefSeq names its product olfactory receptor 52B2-like. NCBI's taxonomy places the organism in Eukaryota, Metazoa, Chordata, Aves, Passeriformes, Maluridae. The transcript has a single exon. The record is from RefSeq and is a predicted model, not a curated record. Bases 1 to 981 code for a protein of 326 amino acids. Gene Ontology annotation, cellular component: membrane. Gene Ontology annotation, molecular function: G protein-coupled receptor activity; olfactory receptor activity. Gene Ontology annotation, biological process: G protein-coupled receptor signaling pathway.
AUGCUCCCRUUCAACCUGACCACUUUUACACCAGCCACAUUCAUCCUGGCUGGGAUCCCAGGCAUGGAGCAGCUGCAUGUCUGGCUCUCGAUCCCGUUCUGCUCCAUGUACCUGGCAGUCCUGCUGGGAAACGGCGUCCUGCUGUUCGUGGUGUGGACGGAGCGCAGCCUGCACCAGCCCAUGUACCUCUGCCUGUACGUGCUGGCCAUCGCUGACCUCGCACUGUCCACCAUGGUGGUGCCCAAGAUGCUGGCUCUGUUCUGGUUCUGUGCCAGGGAGGUUUCCUUAGGUGCCUGCCUGACCCAGAUGUUCUUCCCUCACUUCACCUGCUCGGCGGAGUCGGUGAUCCUGCUGGCCAUGGCCUUYGACCGCUUUGUYGYCAUSUGCUUCCCCCUGCRGUGCGGGUCAGUGCUGACCCUGUCAGCUGUGGCCAAAGCAAGGCUGGUGGCUUUGCUGAGGAGUUGCUGCAUCAUUUUCCCCUGCAUUUUCGUCCUGAGGCAGCUGCUGUUCUGCGGGCACAGCUGCUGUGAGCACAYGGCCAUCRCCYGCCUGGCCUGCGCCGACAUCUCCAUCAGCUUCUGGAACGGGCCGUCUGUGCCCUUCACCGUGGUCUUGCUGGACCUGAUCCUCAUCGUUGUCUCCUACAGCUUCAUCCUUCUGGCCCUCUUCAGGCUCCCCUCCGGGGCUGUCUGCCACAAGGCUUUCCACCCAUGCAGCUCCCACGUCUGCAUGUUGUUCCUGUUCUACACCCCCGCUGCUUUCACAGCUCUAACUCUCCGCUUUGGUGGGAGCAUCCCCUGUGAGGUGCACAUCCUGCUGAUUAACCUGUACAUGCUGCUCCCGCCGCUGCUGAACCCCAUCAUGUACGGGGCGAGGACGCAGCAGAUCAGGGACAAGGUUGGCAAGGUGUUUGUCUGCCCCAAGAGCCAAACGAAGAGUGAAAAUGAUGGACACCUAAGGGACUCCCAGCCCCUGCCCUAARUGCUCUUUCAGCUCUUUCAGGCAACAUCUGCAAAUCUUCUGCUACCCCAGCCAAAUACAGAACACCCAAUAUCCUCACAUCGCUGUCCCCAAGUUUGUGGAAAAUGCAAGAUAAAGGCAAAAAUCAAGAUCUCUGAUUGGCAAUGGAAGGAGAGUGAUUAAAGAAAUGAGAACCUACCCCAGGUAUGUCAGCUUUGGGAAAUCCCAAAAUCCCAGAUUCACAGAGUAGCUGGGGUGGAAAGGGACCUCCAGAGUUCAACUCAUCCAACCCUCCCACUCCAGCAGGUUCAGCCAGAACAGGUCACACAGGAUCACAUCCAGGUGGGCUUUGAACACCUCCAGAGAAGRAGACUCACAGCCUCUCUGGGCAGCUGU